UUAAACGUUUUACAACAUUCAAAUUUAGCUGGUAAAUGGUUGAAAAAAUAUACUGCUGAACCUCAUUUAGCUGGUACAAAUUAUGGUUUAGUUGAAUUCACUGCAGAAAAAUUUGAAGAGUAUGGUUUCACAACAAAAAUUGAUACUCAUAAUUGUUAUAUCAAUUAUCCUGGUAAAAACAAUACUUUGAAAGUCUUGAAGCCUCAUGGUGAUGAAUAUAAAGUUAUUUAUCAGCCAACUUUAGUGGAGGAUGUCUUGAAAGAAGAUCCAACUACUGAUGGUGAUGACUUAAUUCCUGCAUUCCAUGGUUAUUCAGCAAAUGGAAACGUUACAGGUCCUUUAGUCUUUGCAAACUACGGUACUAAAGAAGAUUUCAAAUUGUUAGAGUCCAAAGGUGUUAAUGUUAAAGGUAGUGUUGUCAUUGUUCGUUAUGGUAAAAUCUUUAGAGGUUUGAAAGUUAAAUUUGCUCAAGAAGCUGGUGCAGUCGGUGUUAUUAUUUAUUCUGAUCCUGCAGAUGAUUAUGUUCCAGAAGAUGAAGAUUCUUAUCCAAAAGGUCCAGGUAGAAACCCAUCAAGUAUCCAAAGAGGUUCUGUUCAAUUCUUGUCAAGUUUACCAGGUGAUCCAAGUAGAUUUAGUGAUAAGACCCCUGAAGCCUUAGCAGAAUUGGAUACUAUUCCAAAAAUCCCAUCAUUACCAAUCUCUUAUAAAGAGGCUGAACCAAUCCUAGUUCAAUUGAAUGGUUAUGGUUUAGAUUUGGGAUUCCAUGGUGGAUUAUCAAAAUUCAAGUAUUCAACAGGUCCAUCUCAUAAUCAAGUUAAUAUUUUCAAUAAUAACACUUAUACUUUUACUGAUUUAUGGAAUGUCUUUGGAUUAUAUGAAGGUCAUGAUACAAAUGAAGUUAUCUUACUUGGUAAUCAUAGAGAUGCUUGGAUUAAAGGUGGUGCGGGUGAUCCAAAUAGUGGAUCUGCUGCGUUAUUAGAAAUUGCAAGAGCUUUAGGUGAAUUAUUCAAAUUGGGUUGGAAACCACAAAAAUCUGUCUUGUUGGCAUCAUGGGAUGGUGAAGAAUAUGGUUUAGUUGGUUCAACUGCCUUUGCUGAGAAAUUUUCAGAUGAAAUUGGUAAAAAAGUUGUUGGUUAUAUUAAUAUGGAUGUUGCUGUUAGUGGUUCUCAUUUAUCUUUGGCUGGUUCUCCAUUAUUAAAUGAAUUCUUGUUGGAUAUUGCUGAUCAAGUUUCCUAUUCAAGAACUAACCAAACCUUAAAGGAACAUUUUGUCAAUGAAAGUCAAAUCCAUAUCUUGGGUUCGGGUUCUGAUUACACUUCAUUCUAUGAACAUUUAGGUGUUACCUCAAUUGAUUUAGGUUUUGGUAAUGGUAAAGGUGAUCCAGUAUAUCAUUACCAUUCGAAUUAUGAUUCUUAUCAUUGGAUGGAGAAAUUUGCUGAUCCAGGUUUUGUCUUGCAUAAUUCAUUAGCCCAAUAUAUUGGGUUAUUGAUCAUCAAUUUAUCUGAACCAAAAGUUUUACAAUCUUAUCAAGCACAUGAUUACUCUGAAUCUAUUUAUUCUUAUUUUGAUGAAUUAGUUGAAAAAAUCCCAAAGAAUUGGUUGCAUAAAUCUGUUACAUUAGAAGAUGAAGAACAAAGUUAUGGUUGCCAUAUGAUGAAGAAACAUCAUAAUGUUACUCUAUCAUCAUUGGUUAAUUCAACUUAUCAUGAAUUGAAAGGUUUCAUCAGAGUUAGUAAAAAACAUGAUCAUUAUACAAAGACUUUACAAAAAAUUUGGGAUGAAGAUAUUUCAAAAUCUAAAAAUCCAUUCAGAAAAUUCAUUUUCAAUAGAAAAGUUAAGAAUGCCAAUAAUAAAUUAAAGCAUUUGGAAAAGGAAUUUUUGUAUGAAGAUGGUUUAAAUGGAAGAGAUUGGUUUAAACAUGUUGUUUUCGCUUCAGGUAGAUACACUGGUUAUGCUGGUCAAAAAUUACCAGGUUUAACUGAAGCUUUAGAAGACCAUGAUUUUGAACAAACUGCUCGUUGGAUUGGUAUCAUCAAGAAAUCAAUUAAAAAG
Molecule: messenger RNA, 2052 nt
Organism: Hansenula anomala
Lineage: Eukaryota; Fungi; Ascomycota; Saccharomycetes; Phaffomycetales; Wickerhamomycetaceae
Product: M28 family metallopeptidase
Exons: 1
Molecular function (GO): carboxypeptidase activity
Source: RefSeq, a predicted model, not a curated record